Molecule: messenger RNA, 3561 nt
Organism: Lineus longissimus
Lineage: Eukaryota; Metazoa; Nemertea; Pilidiophora; Heteronemertea; Lineidae
Product: BRCA1-associated protein-like
Exons: 14
Coding region: 138-2168 (676 amino acids)
Biological process (GO): Ras protein signal transduction; protein ubiquitination
Cellular component (GO): cytoplasm
Molecular function (GO): ubiquitin protein ligase activity; zinc ion binding
Source: RefSeq, a predicted model, not a curated record
ACAUCAUUUGCAAGAAAUAGUUUUUUCUACGGUUUUUGCUCUUUUUUCAACUAUUUCAGAAAUUCAACUGAUUCUCUUUGUGUCUAAGAAAAUUGGAAUGAUAGUUUUAGCAGUUGAACCUAAAUAUAGCAGCCCCGAUGUCCAUUGCGGUUGUACAUUUUCGGUUUGAAAUCUCGGAUGAUUGCCCACUUCCUGAAAACUUCAGCCUUGCAACUUCAGGUUGGCCCACAAAAUCAGUUUCUUGGUUCGUGAUGAGUUCUGAAUUAGAUGAUGAGGCUAAGUCCUACUCCUAUGCUCAUGCUGUCACACCUGGGGAUGGAGGUAACAAGAUGUCCCACGAGGAACACCAUCGAGGCAAACGGGUCAACAAGACAUUUGAAAUAGAGACAAUGUCUUUGGAAACCAUGCAAGCAGAAGCCUCAGGAACAGUUAGAUUGGAGAAAAAACCAAAGGAGCGAAAUGUUGAUGAUGGCCUAAAAAAGGGCCUGUCUGAAGAGGCUUCUGAUGACGAAAUAGCGAGGCUAAGUGUUCAGGCAGACGACAAAGGAUCUUUUGGGAUUUGUGAUGUUGGAGAGAAUGAAGAUGUCAUCAAGAGUUACAAGAAAACUGUGUCCAGCUCAGCUGUCCCAACUACUUCAGAAGCUAGAGCUUCACCAUCGGAUAAGAGCCGGUCACUCACUCCUGCUGGGUGUUCAUCAAAUGCUUCAGAUGAGGGAAGUGGAUCCAGGCCAGGCAGUGGAAAAUUACGUCAGAAAAGUCAUAGUCCUACUCUGUCUAAUAAUAUUAGGUUUUUCUCCGGGAAUCCCAUCGUUGAGACUACGGAGGGCAUUAUGCAUCUUUACAAGGAAAAUAAUCUGACGUCACUAGAGAAAGGCUUCCACAGACCCGAUAUGAUCUGCAUGCUGGCUGUUCCGCCAGCAAUGACUGUGAAGGACCUGAUGCAAUUUAUAGCCCCUGUCAUGCCCGGCAUAGAGCAGAUGAAAAUAAUUCGGGAUUCCACGCCCAACCAGUAUAUGGUCCUGAUUAAAUUCAAAGCUCAGGAAGAUGCUGACGAGUUCUAUAUGACGUACAACAAUGUAAGGUACAACUCGAUUGAACCUGAGAUAUGUUACCUGGUGUACGUUGCCAGUGUCGAGGCGCUCAAAACAUCUGAGGGGGCAUGUUUUCCUAUUCAAGAUUUGACAGAAUUGCCAAAUUGUCCUGUGUGUUUGGAACGAAUGGACGAAUCAGUUGAUGGUAUUUUGACGAUUUUGUGCAAUCACACAUUCCAUGGGGGCUGUCUUUCUCAGUGGCACGACACAAGUUGUCCGGUAUGCCGAUAUCUCCAGACGCCGGAGGGAAUGGCUCAGAAUAUCUGCUCAGAAUGUGAAACGCAAGAGAGUUUAUGGAUUUGUUUGAUAUGUGGUCACAUUGGAUGCGGGCGGUAUCAAGGUGGCCAUGCCAGAAGCCAUUAUGAAUUGACCCAGCAUACUUAUGUGAUGCAGCUGAGUAACAGUAGAGUGUGGGACUAUGCUGGUGAUAAUUAUGUGCAUCGCUUGAUACAGAGUAAAGGUGACGGGAAGUUAGUCGAAUAUAACGAAGGCGGCGGAGUCGACCAGGAUGAAAAAAUGGAUUCCAUCACAUUAGAGUACACCUAUUUAUUGACGAGCCAAUUAGAAUCCCAGAGGUUAUAUUUUGAAGAGAAAAUGACGCUAUUAGAAAAAGAAGCUGAAUCUCGGGGUCAGGAAUAUGAGGAAAAGUUCAAAAAGGCCAUGGAUGAAUGCAACGAACGAGAAAAGAGACUAACUAUUGUUCAGAGAGAGAAGCAGGGUCAGGAGAAAAAGACUACCCAGUUGAGUAAAAAGAUUGACAAGCUGACACAUGAGCUGCAAGAGGAGAGGGAGAUGAAUAAGAAUCUGCUCCAGAAUCAGAAAGAAUGGCAGGACAAACUGUCGGACACUCAGAAGAAAAUAGCCUUAAUUGAGAAAAGGAAGGAUGAGGAAAUCAAGGACCUGAAAGAGCAAUUACGUGAUGUCAUGUUCUAUCUCGAAGCUCAACAAAAGAUCGCCGGCACAUCAGCAGCAACUCAAGAGGAGAUUCAAGACGGACAAAUCAUUGUUGGGGAGCAGGGCCAACAGGGGGCAACCGGGAGGUCUAGUGGGCGGAGGAGUAGGAAGGGACAGCGGUGAUGACAUUCUAGAGAAAGGCCUGGACAUUGUUGGGGAGCAGGGCCAACAGGGGGCAACCGGGAGGUCUAGUGGGCAGAGGAGUAGGAAGGGACAGCGGUGAUGACAUUCUAGAGAAAGGCCUGGACAUUGUUUGGGAGCAGGGCCAACGGGGCAACCGGGAGGUUUAGUGGGCAGAGGAGAAGGAAGGGACAGCGGUGAUGACAUUCUAGAGAAAGGCCUGGACAUUGUUGGGGAGCAGGGCCAACGGGGCAACCGGGAGGUUUAGUGGGCAGAGGAGAAGGAAGGGACAGCGGUGAUGACAUUCUAGAGAAAGGCCUGGACAUUGUUGGGGAGCAGGGCCAACAGGGGGCAACCGGGAGGUCUAGUGGGCAGAGGAGAAGGAAGGGACAGCGGUGAUGACAUUCUAGAGAAAGGCCUGACCAUUGUUUGGGAGCAGGGCCAACGGGGCAACAGGGAGGUUUAGUGGGUGAAGGAGCAGGAAGGGAAAGUGGUGAUAUCAUGCUUUGCUCUUUAUAAGCGCAAGAAUUCCGUAAAAAUCAUAUCUUCAUUUUGAGGAGGUGACCAUUGGCAACUUAUUUCAUCGAUAUGUCACCAGACUGACUAGGAUCCUCAUGGCUAUGCCUUUUGUCCAGUUCACUCAACCUCUGCUUCAUGUAAUAUAAAGCUUUCAUCAGCAUGAUCACUUGCUGCAAGUGGUUACUAGUAAAAAAUUUAUAAUAUUGAUAUGUCUUGGUAAAACAUAAGUCCUCUGGAAAUUAUAUCCUGUUCCUCUGUUGGAAUACCGAGUGUGCCAUCAUUUUUGUGAUGCUUGUACUUUACCACUACUUACUUUCGAAGAGAAUCUCACCCUACCAUGUGAUCAUGUAUAAAGUGAAAUGAUUAAGAUAAUAAGUCUCUGUACAACCACUUUGUGGGUUGGCAGGAUUGCUAUACAUGUAGCUCGAGGCCUUCUUCAGUGUAUUGUCAUUGUGUGUUGGUGGCAUAGGCAGUAGGCUGUAUCCAGCAGUGCUUUGCCUGCACGUGAGCAGUUUUUGCUGACCUGAGUCAUUAGGACUCGUAGACGUUGUUGUUGUUGGACUACAUGGCUUCAUGGUUGACGGAGACUGCAGAGUCCGUAUGCAACUGAAAAUACUAGUUAUCAACGGGAAGGGACAACAUGAAGAUAUAACUGGUAGGACUUGUCAGAAAGGAUUAUUUUGGAAGAAGUUUGGACACAAUGGGUGAUAUGAAUAAAGACUAGCAAAUGCUUUUACUCCGGUUUUGUACAGGAAGGCCUAGUGUAAAUGUACAUGGAGAUUUAGAUAAAAGCAUUUGCUAGUCUUUAUUCAUAUCACCCAAUGUUGUUACAUGUACUUGAUGUGCAUUUCUCUGAAAUCGUGUUCAUUUGUGCAUA